Molecule: messenger RNA, 1026 nt
Organism: Cloeon dipterum
Lineage: Eukaryota; Metazoa; Arthropoda; Insecta; Ephemeroptera; Baetidae
Product: complement C1q subcomponent subunit C-like
Exons: 7
Coding region: 50-484 (144 amino acids)
Source: RefSeq, a predicted model, not a curated record
UGCCUUCUCUGCAUGCGUCUUCAGUGUCUCACAGACUUCUGGAGCACAAAUGGAGACGACGGACAAAAAGAAAUACUCUGCCUUAAUUUGGGUGGCUGUGGUUUUCAUUGGAGUGGCAAUUUCGGCGCAGGUGGUCGUAGAUCAGUACUUCUACACGUUGGCUUCAGGAAUGGAGGAAAAAUUGCAGCAGUUGAUUGAAUCUCAAGAGGUUUUGCAUAACGACGACAUGCAAAUUGAAAAAGCGAACCGAAUGCGGAGAGAAGUAGCCGAGUGCAAUUGUCUUCCUGGAUUGCCUGGAUCACCCGGCCUAAAGGGAUCGAAAGGGGAACCAGGAUUGCCCGGACUUGAAGGAGUGCCUGGAAGGCCUGGGUUUCCUGGGAUUCCUGGGAUUUCUGGACCAAAAGGAUACAUUGGCGAGCCUGGGUCCGUUGGAUCACCUGGUCCUGUUGGACCUCCUGGCCCUGUCGGACCACCUGGCCCUUAGAAAAAUGCAGCAUAUCGUGAAUGUUCAUACUUUCAUGCCUUGAGGAAUUUUUUCCAACGGAGGUGACUCCCCGGAAAUCCAGGCCGCAUGUAUGCCAAUAAGUCGCUAGCUCUGCUAGCCGUUGCUGCUGAUGUUGCUGAUGAAAGAUCUUUCUGCACCGCUUUUAGACCUGUACCGACUAUAUCCACCGAGGCGAAAAUUCACAUCCCCUACUAGCGCGAGGCUGCUACUUGCGGUGCUUUGAGGGUGAAAUUUCGCACCGACCACCUUUCGCGCCUGAUUAUGUAUCUUUGUUGGAGCUAAAAGCUUUUACAUCAAGGAGCCAGCUGUAUUUCUUGGCAUUUCAUCAAUUUAAAAACCAGUCUCUGUGGUAGCUUGAGAAAUAUUGAAGCCUAAAAAUUUAGGCUUGCCUCUAACACUUUUUAGUCCCUUAGUAGAUUAGUGUUGUUUAUAAUUAACGCUUAAAUGAGAAAAUAUCAAAAUUAUGUGCGAACAAUUGCAAAUAAAUGACUGCACAUGGACAAACGAAAACAAUAAACCGA